This is a messenger RNA of Erigeron canadensis, 763 nucleotides long. RefSeq names its product protein EARLY RESPONSIVE TO DEHYDRATION 15-like. The transcript has 2 exons. The coding region runs from base 77 to 520 and encodes 147 amino acids. The record is from RefSeq and is a predicted model, not a curated record. NCBI's taxonomy places the organism in Eukaryota, Viridiplantae, Streptophyta, Magnoliopsida, Asterales, Asteraceae.
CAUUUAUCUAUAUCUAUCACUCGGUUUAAAAAGAAACUUGAAAAGAUAUUUUCAUUUUCAUAUUAACAAAUCCAAGAUGAAAAUGGGUGUAAUGCCGAGCGGUAACGGAUUACUAUCAUCAUCUCUGAAUCCAAACGCUCCGAUGUUCGUACCGGCGGCGUAUCGGAACGUUGAAGAUUUCUCCGAUCAGUGGUGGUCGCUCGUUCGUACGUCUCCUUCGUUUCGUGAUUACUGGCUUCGCGAGUGUUUUUCGGACUCACAGUUUGAUAUAAACUGUUCCGAUAUUUACGAUUCGUUUUUACCUGACGAUGAUAUAAAUGAAGAUGAUUUGAUUUCUGUUGACGGUAAAAUCAAUGUAACCGAAGAUAAAGAGAAGGAAGUAAUGAGGAAGGAUAUGAUAGUGUCGAAAUUGACAAACUGGAGGAAGGCGCGUGGAGUGGAAUCGCGGAGGUUGUAUGAGAAGGCACCGAAGAUUGUGAAUGUGAAAGUGAGCCCAAGGCCGAUUCAUCAGCCACGUUAGAUCUUAAUCUGAUCUGAUAUGAUAUUCAGUAUCAAAUUGAUUAGAUACAAUAAUAAUAAAUUGUGUCUCUUUUGGUCCUUUAAAUUUUCAUAUUAUUAAGAAAGUAAUUUUCAGGUUAAAUAGUUAGAUGUAUAGUGAGCAGCAGCGGCAGCUUUAUAUCUAGCUAGCAUGCGUUUUUUAGUUUGUUUUUGUAACCUCCUUAUUUUGUAAUCAUAAAUAAAUGAAUGUUUUUAGUUGAUCUAA